Messenger RNA from Aspergillus ibericus CBS 121593, 975 nucleotides. RefSeq lists its product as uncharacterized. Gene Ontology annotation, cellular component: nucleus; cytoplasm. Bases 213 to 857 code for a protein of 214 amino acids. The transcript has 2 exons. Lineage: Eukaryota; Fungi; Ascomycota; Eurotiomycetes; Eurotiales; Aspergillaceae. The record is from RefSeq and is a predicted model, not a curated record.
CAUUCUGAUUAUUGCACUCGGUUCAUCGAGAAGCACGACAACUCAUCAAGCCGAUAUGGCAAGCAUUCAGUCCGUGUCUUGCCAUCUGCAUAACUAUGCACACAGACCAGAACCAUACGCAGGCAAUCAUGCCAACGUCCUCAUGCUCCAUGGUCGGAACUCAUUCACGUUACACCUGACAGCACUAAUCGAGCGUAGGUCACGGUCAGUCGAUGGACAUCUUCUACCACAAAACCCACUUCCUCCAAGAUGCCCUCAAUAUGGUCAGGUCCCAGGGCCAGCCUCUCCCCAAAUUCAACGUGUACUACAGCGAAGCACCGUAUGAUGCGGACAUUCCGGGAAUGGAAUCCAAGGUGUGGGGUCACGGGCUUUUUGACACCCAACCCGUCUCAGGCCUGGAGCGAAGCGUGGGGCGCGUGCUACGGCAGCUUGAGCAGCUCAAUCCGGUGGUGGGGAUCAUUGGAUUUUCGACGGGGGCGACCCUGGCGAUGAUCAUCGCGUCACUACUGGAGAAAACGGACCGGUGCCGGCUUUUUGGCGUCCAUACCACUCACCCACCGCUCAAGUUUGUCAUUGCCUACAGUGGCUUCAUGCUUGGCCAUCCAAUGUAUAGGGAAUUGUAUUAUCCUGCCAUUCGCACCCCGGGGCUGAUCUACGUGGGCGAACUCGAUACCAUGAUCACACCCACCGCCUCGUACCGCUUGGCUCGAACGCUGCAGUCAGGCGGAGAUCAUGACCUUCUGGGGAACCCACUACGUUCCCCGGCACGUAAAAACCACCCUGGUAGCGAUCGGCUUUGUGUGUCGGUGUGUAAGCAGCGAAAUCCAGACAGAGAAUGCCGACCAGGCACAGGCUGAAGACGGAUGGAUGGACGCGUAGGGUGGUUGAAACUGUUAGGCAUGUAGAUGUCAGAAAGUAAUAGAGUUCAAGGCUGCCGCGUGAGAGCCAAUGCAACCCCGGUUCGUGAACGGAAGU